CCGUUAGUCAUCCUAUCAAUUACUCGUCGAUAAAAAAAAAAGAGUAAAUUCAGCUAAUCCUCUUAUCCCACCAACCAAGAUUCUUGUAUAAAAAGCAUCUAUGUAAGAUGCCAUUGAGAAUUUUGUCCCACAGAAUUCUCUUAGUAGUCAAGAGAUCGAUCUUAGGAUAUCUGCAAAGGUAGAAGGUAGAUACUACUUUGAUUCAAAUUCGGGCAGAGGAAGACUGAUUUAGAGGGGUAAUACAAAAUGUCCACACCAACGAAUUCAGACCAGCCCCCGAUCGCUGCUGGCGCUGCCUCUCCCGAGGGUCUUGCACCGAUGAUUGAGAGUAUGCGUUGUGCCCUCAUCGGUGAAGAAUCUCCUUUCUUUCCAUCACUGCGCCCACGGGUGGAGUAUUCUACCGCCGACAAUGCCGAGUUGUCACAGACAAAAAGGAGAAUAUUCCCCGAGUUGUCACCGAGCGAACACAACGUACAAGAGUCCACGCCAGCUCCUCUCCCAGUCGCCGCUACCACUCCACCCGCAGUCAUUUUAUCGCCCCAAGGGGCAGUUGCUUCUGCACCUGGGGCAAUUUCUUCUACAACUGCCCAAGGCGAAGUUGCUUUUGCGGCUGCCCAAGAGGCAGUUGCUUCUACGGCUGCCCAACUUGGGGCAGUUGCUUCUACGGCUACUCAAGGGGAAGUUGCUUUUGCGGCUGCCGAAGGGGCAGUUACUUCUGCGGCUGCCCAAGGGGCAGUUACUUCUGCGGCUACCCAACCUGGGACAGUUGCUUCUACCGCCACCACUCCGCCCACAGGCAUUUUAUCGCUCCAGGGGGUUGUUGCUUCUGCCGAGGUUGUUGCCACUCCACCCACCAACAUUUUAUCACCCCAAGAAGGAGUUGCUUCUGCCGCUGCCGCUUCUGCGGCUACCCAAUCUGGGGCAGCCUCAGUGUCUGCCCAACCUGGGGUAGUUGCUUCUGUGGCGUCCCAACCUGAGACAGCCUCGGUGUCUUUCCACCCUGGAGCAACUUCGGUGCCUGGCCAACCUCGGGCAGCCUCAGUGCCUGCCCAACCUGGGGUAAUUGCUUCUGUGGGGUCCCAACUUGGGGCAGCCUCCGUGUCUUUCCACCCGGGAGCAACCUCGGUGCCUGGCCAACCUGGGGCAGCCUCAGUGCCUGCCCAACAUGGGGUAGUUGCUUCUGCAACUGCCCAACCUGGGGCAGCCUCGGUGUCUUUCCACCCAGGAGCAGCCUCGGUGCCUGGCCAAACUGGGGCAGCCUCAACGUUUUCUGGGAAGAGACCUCGAGGUAGACCCGUUGGUUCCAAGAACAAGCAAAAAUCGAAACCACAACCGAAACCUAUAACUGUUGAUGGAGCUCGGGAAAUUGUUUCAGGAUCAGCAAUUUCUAGAUUUACACCACAUGAAUUUUUUGUGAAAGCCGGAGAGGGAGGUAACUUGCUUGGCACGGCUGUAAGCACGAAUUCAGAAGAACAUGCAAAGUCUCAUACCAAACCAGUUAUCACUCUAACUGGGGCUGCUGAAAAAUGUGCAAUUGGACCGCCUCUUGGUUUGGUUGACAUAGGCGAAAGUGAAAAUGCAUAUCUUUUUCGUGUUGCACUUCCUGGCGUGAGACACAAAUGUAAUAUAAAAUGUGACAUACAGAGAGAAGGGAGAGUCCGGAUAGAAGGUGUGGUUGCAGAGAGUGAGGUUUUGAAAAAGUCACCCAAGGGUUAUGAGAUGAAAGUUCAGCAGCUUUCUCCUCCUGGUCCUUUUACUGUAUCGUUCAGUUUGCCAGGACCUGUUGAUCCCAGACUAUGUUCCCCACAUUUUAGAGCAGAUGGCAUUCUGGAAGUCAUUGUAAUGAAAUACCGGAUACCUCUUGUUUCAGCUGAAGGUUUGCCCGAGAAUUGGUACAAUGGCUCUUUCACCCCAGCUCCUUGAAUUCCAGUUGGUUCACCUUCCCCUAAGAAACAUGGGAUUAAUUUGUUUCGUAACUUUUCUCAUGAAUAUAGCACAACAUUAACAACUUACCAACUUCUGGGGGCCAUACCUGUACAACAAGGGAUUUUGCAUUAUAUGUUUCAUUGGAAAUUUUGGCUAUGCUGACUUGAUUUUGAACGAAGUGUACUUUUGUGGACAUCUUUUCCAUCUUUAUCUUGGUCUAUGUUUUCUAUGUCUACCAUCAGCUUAAUGCGAGUCCACUAUUUGCCUGACAAGAUUUUUUAAGAAUUCAGCUACAUGAUAUAUAUCUAAAUGCUG
Messenger RNA from Lycium barbarum (goji berry), 2241 nucleotides. Its product is annotated as probable endo-1,3(4)-beta-glucanase AFUB_029980. The record is from RefSeq and is a predicted model, not a curated record. Lineage: Eukaryota; Viridiplantae; Streptophyta; Magnoliopsida; Solanales; Solanaceae. Bases 247 to 1923 code for a protein of 558 amino acids. The transcript is spliced from 5 exons. Gene Ontology annotation, cellular component: nucleus.